CGGCAUGUGUGACCAGUGUAUCAGUCUCAGAAUGUUUGGGAAGGUCCGUCACAUGGGCUUCGAUUUGUGCAUGACUGUGCAUGACACGGAAUUUAGGGGGUCUGUUUGUUGUUUACUCCGCUCGUUUACACCCGUCCGUUGUAGAGCAUACAGUUUGAUUUGGCUCCCUGAACCGUUCGAUCAAGUUCUUGCUGGAUAUCCUAAUCAGAGCCUGUCGACGAUUGAGCUGAGCAAGGAUCAGUUCUGCACUGCCCCAGAUGUACUUGGCCUCCAUUCUUCGAUCCCAUGGGGACAAUGCUUGGGCGCCUAGAUUCUCGAUACAGGAAUGCCGCAUUCUCUAGACCACAAGCGGACUCAAGUCUUUGCAGGAUUUUGAUUGCUCUGGUUGCUGCAUAGUACUUUUAGUUUCACAAUGGGGCGUGCUGAGGACAGAGGAAAAGAAAAGCUGAGUUCCAACGGAGAAGCGGCACGGGAAGCCAACGAAAGUGCGAAUGAUCCGCAGGCUGAUGCGGCGGGUGCAAACAUCGCCUGGGUCCAACCGGUCGACAACUGCGCGCACUUGCAGGCCACCGACCUCGUGACUCAUGAGCAGCUGCCACGGGUCACAAGCGCCUGCGAAACGUGUGACGACGAGUCAGAGAACUGGGCGUGCUUGUCGUGCGGACACGUGUACUGCGGCCGCUACGUGCAGGGGCAUAUGCUGCAACACCAUGGCGACACGCAGCACCCUGUGGCGGCCAGCUUCACCGAUUUGUCGUUCUGGUGCUUCCCCUGCGAGCAGUACCUCAACGGCCUGACCAAUCCGCGGCUGACGCCCAUUCUCGACGCAUUCCACCAACAAAAGUUCGGCGAGCACCUUCCGGAUGGCCGGCUCGAAUUGCAACUGGAGAGUUAGUACAUGUGUAGAAUAGAAGCUGAGUACGCAAGGGAUGGCGCCUUUCUCUGUGCUGAGCACGGUCGCUAUGAGUAGAUUGUUAUAGGUUUACACUUUUAAUAGGAAGUGAAGAAUGUGACUGAGAUCAUGAUAGGCGGAAUCAAUGUCCUGCAGGAUGGUGGUUCAUUGUGUCCAGAGACGCCCCGGAUCAAGAAGGCCCGUGUCGUCGAAAACGUAGAGGAAGUGCGAAUCGAUGAGUGGCAAGGAAUAUAUGAGUCAAACGAGCAACACUUAUAUAGUCAUAGCCCAAAAUUUUCUUAGCUCUUUCAAAAUCCGGUCAUAUGCUACCAAAUCAUGGCAAUAUUUGCAGGUUCUGACGGUCGGACUGAGGGUGUUCAGAAGGAUUCUGUAAGUCAAGUUUUGAACUCUAAACUAGCUCAGCAUGCAUCAUUACUACGUUAUCCUGG
This is a messenger RNA of Klebsormidium nitens, 1341 nucleotides long. The record is from the annotation of a GenBank genome assembly. Lineage: Eukaryota; Viridiplantae; Streptophyta; Klebsormidiophyceae; Klebsormidiales; Klebsormidiaceae.